AUGUCUGGUGACAUUGAAACUUUUACCGCAAGCCUAUACGGCGAGCUUAGACGUGGAGAUGCCUCGAUGAGAGACCUCAAGACUCGGCUCGUAGCAGACGUCAAAAAGGCUCUUGUGGAAGUCAUUGCCGAGCGUCCUGGUACAGCUUGGGUGGAUUACCACGGCCAUACUAAAAAGGUGGCGGAGCACGGCAAGUUGUAUGAUGAUGCGACGAACGAUGAAAUCUGGUUUGACCAUGAUGGUUCCGAGACCAAGCCAGGAUAUUGGAAAAGGGGGACUAUAGCUUACUUAACUGCAACUUUCCAUGUUGAGGAUGUUUAA
Penicillium daleae is the source of this 321-nucleotide messenger RNA. RefSeq lists its product as uncharacterized. The record is from RefSeq and is a predicted model, not a curated record. The transcript has a single exon. Bases 1 to 321 code for a protein of 106 amino acids. Lineage: Eukaryota; Fungi; Ascomycota; Eurotiomycetes; Eurotiales; Aspergillaceae.